AUGAGAGUCUCAAUCGGAGAGGUACUUCGUCGUCUCGAGACUCUGAGAUCUGCGGAAGAAGCUGCUGAUAAGAUUACGGUAGAGGUCGAGGAGCGCGAGGAUGCGGCACGACAGUCGAGACAGAGAGAGCGUGUGUGGCGGAGGGUGUGUGAGCCACCGAGGGAGACAACUACGGCCACGCCUCCUUCCAUUAUUACAAUCUUGAGGACACGGACCGCUGGACCGAGUCCUGUUUCCAAACACGGCUUCUUCCUGUACAGUAACUGGGGAAUCUCAAUGGAGCUCGGAUGCCUCCAAAAUAGCCGCUCCUCCCACUCCAAACUGACCUGCCGCUCUCCGCUAGUCCUCAUGUGUUUAACGUCCGCUUCUCACUCCUCUUCUUUACUUACAUUUCAAACUUUUUUAUUAUUUUAUUCUUCUUUCAUUUUUUCUCAGGUUUGUUUUACACGUUUCGCAGAGUUCCAUGUAUUCAGUUUCUAAUUGUUGCUCAUUCUAAACAUUUUUUUUGUCAAUCUGAUUUUCGAAAAAAAAAAACCUAAAAAAAAUCGUACCGAGAAGCUUAUUUGAAUAGUUUUUCGAUAGAAAUUGCUUGAGAUCUGGGUCAUCCUUUUUUCGAGCUACUGGGAACGAUUUUUUGAUUGCUCAUUGUGUUGAAAAAGAGAUUUUUGAAUUUUAUCGAAUUAAUGCUUCACUUGAAGUAUUUCAAUUUUUGAGCAUGAUUUUGGAAUUCUUAUUGUGCUUCUUGUUUACGUCUCCGUCAUCUCAAUAGAGAAAUUUUCCGUUAGCAUCAGUUUCAAAGCGGUACCGACUAGUAUCAGUAUUUGGAUGAAGCCGCGAGUUUCGUCGCAUGCGAGCUUGUCGCGAGCGGUCGCCUCUGCGUUCUCGUCGGUACCGUACCUCGAAGAACCUGCAACGCGCGGCGAGACGCUCCCCCAUAGUCGCGUCUCCGGCAGCCCUGCUGACUCCGACGUUUGGCCGACCAGCCGGUUCGAUAGGGCGCAAGUUGGUCGUCUCCCACACUCACGUGCUCUUUCGCUGA
Caenorhabditis auriculariae is the source of this 1039-nucleotide messenger RNA. Lineage: Eukaryota; Metazoa; Nematoda; Chromadorea; Rhabditida; Rhabditidae. The record is from the annotation of a GenBank genome assembly.